AUGUCGUCCACACUGCUCUUCAGUCUCCUUCAAGAUGCCAAAUUCCAUUUUGGAUGUCCUAAUCAAAAUCAGUUUUUGUUCCAAAACAGGAAGCAAAGAAAAAACCACACCAGCAAACUCCAUGAGUUGGCAUUGCUGCUACCCUUGGCCCCAAAGACCUAUAGCAAGAAGCUUACUAAGAAGGAGAUUCUGCUGCACAUCCUGCACUACAUUCAAUACCUCCAGAGAAACAUCGAUGUGGCCGAGGCCUUGCUCAAAUUCCACACCACCAAUGGGGAAGGUGGGGCAGGAGGGCUGGGCCGGAACGCCACUGUGGGCUCAGCAAGGCGGAGACAUCUCACCCCAUCUAGCUCCCCACACUGUUGUAAGUCCUGUCUUUGGGAAGCCUGUCAGAAACCUAGGAAGAAGAAGCUGACCGGAGCAUCAGAACGCCAGACCCGGGCCCAGAACCCUUGCCGCUGUCUGGCUCUGGACAAGCCCCAGAAGCAGGUGACCCCAUCCCCAGACCAGAAGGGAGGAAACGUGGAAGGGACCACCUCUCCUCCAGGAUGCCUUGACUCCUACAUUCACCCCAAGGCUGCAUCAUCCUUGCCUCAAAGUGACAGAAUUGGAGGAAGAUCGUGGCUGCCAUCGCUGGAUGUGGCUAAGAACAGCGUCUACUGUGACAUCUCAAGCUGCUGUUGCAAAAACAAUGCCCAAGAUUAUGGGUCUUACCCUGCCUUUGGGGUCCAGCAAGAGGCUGAGAGGACCUAUUUUCUCAACAGAACACAGCCCCAUCCCAGGCACAAGCUGGUGUUCUACGAUUCUGACGAGGAGCUGGACAAGGAGGCCCCAGACGCUGACCCUUGGCUUCCUGCCUGGACCCCAGAGGGCAGUCCCCAUGGGAGCCCACGGGCCUUGGGGCCUCCCCAGAUUGACAAGUGGGGUGUGACAAGCCACCUCAGCAAGAUCCUAGGCCUCAGCCCCUCCCUCUUCAGCUCCCCGGGGAAACUGUUGUCAGAACAGGUCCUGGAGGAUGGCGGCGAGUACCUGACCCAAGCUCUCUUCAAAGAAGUUUUCUUAGAUCCUGUGUCUUCACCUUCUGCCUGCAUGCUGGAGGUACCACAGAAGGACACACCCGCUGAGGCCCCUGAAGACCUUCCUGACUCCCACAGCCUGUGCCAGUCCUCAGUGUCACUGGAUCAUCUCUCGCUGAGUGAGGACAGCAAGGCGUCAUCCAGCCCCAGCUAUGAGGACACAGACACCGACACGGACACAGAGUUGGGAUGGAGGCAGCAGGACACGCAGGCUGACACUGAGGGCCCCAAGUCCACGAGCGAUGAGGAUGGAGACUACACGUGGACCCCUACCCAGCAGGUCUCGACCCUGCCCUCAGCCAGGAGGAAAUCCAGGAAGGGCCGGGCAGGCGGGGGCCCUGUGAAGGCCAAGAAGAACAAGAAGGCCUCCUGCCCCACUCAGACGAAGAAAAAGUGUGUCAAUGGCUUCAUCAUGUUCUGCAGGAUGAACCGGAAGCUGUACAUCCGAGCCUGCCCCGGGACUGCAUCCACGGCUGCCACCAAACAGCUGGCCCAGCUGUGGCGGGAGAUGACAGAGCAGGAGCGGAAACCAUAUAGCAUCAAAGCUCGGAGGUUCAGCCGCCAGCACAACCGGAUUGUGAAGCGGGAGAACUCCAGCAGCGAGGACGAGGACUGGGGGGUGCCCAAGCCCUUCUAUCAGUUGCUGGCGGACCGGGCCUGUGGUUCCUCAGAGCUGGCCUCUCUGCUGCCUUCUCACCACAAAUGA
Molecule: messenger RNA, 1782 nt
Organism: Molossus molossus (Pallas's mastiff bat)
Lineage: Eukaryota; Metazoa; Chordata; Mammalia; Chiroptera; Molossidae
Gene: MEIOSIN
Product: meiosis initiator
Exons: 13
Coding region: 1-1782 (593 amino acids)
Molecular function (GO): protein dimerization activity
Source: RefSeq, a predicted model, not a curated record